This is a messenger RNA of Castor canadensis (American beaver), 2008 nucleotides long. It is a transcript of the gene Slc2a12, whose product is annotated as solute carrier family 2 member 12. The record is from RefSeq and is a predicted model, not a curated record. Lineage: Eukaryota; Metazoa; Chordata; Mammalia; Rodentia; Castoridae. Gene Ontology annotation, biological process: circulatory system development; D-glucose transmembrane transport. Gene Ontology annotation, molecular function: D-glucose transmembrane transporter activity. Gene Ontology annotation, cellular component: membrane.
UCUCCACUCUUCUUUAGCAUGCUACCAUGGGGAAAGUGACCACUGCUGUCAGCGGGGGAGGUCGGGGUGGUUUGGUGGCGAGGGAGAGGCUCUAACUUCUACGUGACCAUGGUACCUGUUGAAAACACAGAGGGCCCCAAUCUGCUGAGCCAGAAAGGGAGAGAGGCGGAGACGGAUGGCAGCUCCGGAGCCCGCGGCGCCCGGCAUCCUGCCUGCGCGGGAGGUUGCAGCAUGUUUACUUUCCUGACGUCUGUCACUGCUGCUGUAAGUGGACUCCUGGUGGGUUAUGAACUCGGGAUCAUCUCUGGGGCUCUUCUUCAGAUCAGAACCCUAUUAAGCCUGACAUGUCAUGAGCAGGAAAUGGUCGUGAGUUCCCUCCUCAUCGGGGCCUUUCUUGCCUCUCUCGUCGGUGGGGUCCUGAUAGACAGGUACGGAAGAAGAAAUGCAAUCAUCUUGUCUUCCUGUCUCCUGGGACUUGGAAGUGUGGUAUUGAUACUCAGUUUAUCCUACGCCAUUCUUAUUGUGGGGCGCAUUGCUAUAGGGGUUUCCAUUUCUCUCUCUUCCAUCGCCACUUGUGUGUAUAUUGCCGAGAUUGCUCCACCACACAGAAGAGGCCUUCUUGUGUCACUGAAUGAGCUGAUGAUCGUCACUGGCAUCCUUUUUGCCUACAUUUCAAAUUAUGCAUUUGCCAAUGUUUCCCAUGGCUGGAAGUAUAUGUUUAGUCUUGUUAUUCCCUUGGGAAUUUUGCAAGCAAUUGCAAUGUACUUUCUUCCUCCAAGUCCUCGGUUUCUGGUGAUGAAAGGAAAAGAGGAAGCUGCAAGCAAGGUUCUUGGAAAGUUAAGAGAGACCUCAGACACCACUGAGGAAUUGACUGUGAUAAAAUCUUCCCUGAAAGAUGAAUAUCAGUAUAGUUUUUGGGAUCUGUUUCGUUCCAAGGACAACAUGAGGACUCGAAUCAUGAUAGGUGUAACAUUGGUAUUUUUUGUACAAGUCACUGGCCAGCCAAACAUACUAUUCUAUGCAUCAACUGUCUUGAAGUCUGUUGGAUUCCAAAGCAAUGAGGCAGCUAGCCUGGCCUCUACUGGGGUUGGGGUAGUCAAGGUUGUUAGCACCGUCCCAGCCACACUUCUCGUAGACCACAUUGGUAGCAAAACCUUCCUGUGCAUUGGCUCCUCUGUAAUGGCAGCCUCGUUACUGACCAUGGGCAUUGUCAACCUCAACCUCCACAUGAACGUCACCAAUAUCUGCAGAAGCCAUAGUCCUGUCAACCAGUCCUUGGACGAGUUCAUGUUUUCUAAAGCAGGAGACCUGUCAACUGGCAACGGCACUCUCAGAGAGCACUUUAAUGAAAUCACUUCCACCAUCAGGGACUCACAUGAAUCCAUGGGAAGUGACGUGGAUAGGAGAGCAAUGAUGGCCUCCAUAUCUUUACCAAAUGUUGGACUAAGCCCAACUGAACACCAGAUAGACACAGACUCUACAGCCAUCCCACCUGUUUUGAAAUGGCUGUCGUUGGCCAGCUUGCUUGUUUAUGUUGCUGCUUUUUCAGUUGGUUUAGGACCAAUGCCCUGGCUGCUACUCAGCGAGAUCUUUCCCGGGGGGAUCAGAGGACGAGCCAUGGCUGUGACUUCCAGCAUGAACUGGGGCGUCAAUCUGCUCAUCUCGCUGACAUUUCUGACAGUUACUGAUCUUAUUGGCUUGCCAUGGGUGUGCUUUACAUAUACAAUCAUGAGUCUUGCAUGCCUAGUUUUUGUGGUUGUAUUUAUACCUGAGACAAAGGGGUGCUCUUUGGAACAAAUAUCAAAGGAGCUAGCAAAACCGAACUAUGUGAAAAACAUUUGUUUUAUGAGUCAUCACCAAGAAGAAUUAGUGCCAACACAGCUUCAAAAAGGAAAGCCCCAGGAGCAGCAGCUCCUGGAAUGCACAAAGCUGUGUAGAAAGGAACAACUGAGGCAGCUUUCCUCAGAAACCUAAUGUCCUCAAGUCCUAAUGAAUGUGGAUUACAGUA